Messenger RNA from Cricetulus griseus (Chinese hamster), 708 nucleotides. Lineage: Eukaryota; Metazoa; Chordata; Mammalia; Rodentia; Cricetidae. The record is from RefSeq and is a predicted model, not a curated record.
AUGAAAGGCAUCCUCAUUGCUGGUGUCUUUGCAGCAUUUGCCAUCACAGUUAUAGACUCCCUGGAGUGUAGACAAUGUCAGUCAUUGAAUAACAGCUGCAGUAUCCAAGUUGUAACAUGUGAGGAAGGGUCCUUGAGUUGUGUGGAGUCCUCGGUCAACUCUACUCUAGGAGGGUCCUUGUAUUCAUACCAGAACAAGUUCUGCUCAAAAAGUAAUUGCACCAAGAACGAAACCACCCAAGUGGCCUUCACAGUGCAUGUGUUUGAUGACCAAAGCUACCAUUUUGCAAGCCAGUGCUGUCAAGAUGGGCAAUGCAAUGACAUCAACCCUGGCUCUAUAUCACAGACUGUCACCAACACCCAGUGCUCUGCUUGCUAUAGCUAUAACACAACCACCUGCCAGGAGAAAACCCGGCAGUGUUUCGAAGGAGAACAAUGUGUCCACAUCAUUGCUGUGCAAGUAAAUGAUACUGAACAUAUGUUGGAGCUUAAAGGCUGUUCUGAUAUCAGCCAGUCUGUUUGUGAAACCCUGGCUCCUGAGAAUACAACAUUUGGAGAAUUCAUUUUCCAGAAGGUUCAAUGCACAAAUGCAACCAAAAUCUCAUCAACCACCACUCUGGCCGCCACCACCACGACCAGCACAGCGAUUAAAGCUUCCUUCGCCUCUUCUGUCUUCGGCAGCCUCCUUCUUCUGAAGCUGCUAUUCUGA